AUGAAGAUGGCGACAACAGCUGUGCAGGAUAACAUAAAAUUUUUUUCCAAUUUUUCUGCUUGCCCCAUAAAAAUAUGUUUUCCAAUUUUUUUUCGGGUUGUGCUUGAAUUGAUUCGUGAUGCGUGUGCAAAAUCGACUCUUUCGAAGCGAUGUAAUUUGGUGGCUGUUUCGAAAACGAAACCUGCUGAACUCGUUGCUGCAUGCUAUGAAAUUGGUCAGAGACACUUUGGAGAGAAUUAUGUGCAGGAGCUAGAGGAGAAGUCUCACACUCUCCAAGAUAGCUGUCCCGAGAUCAAAUGGCAUUACAUCGGGAAGGUUCAGUCCAAUAAGAUAGGAAAAAUAUGUUCAUCUCCCUCACUGUACUGCGUUGAAACUAUUGAGAGUCAGAAACAUUGCGACAUGUUUAAUAAAGAAAUGGAGAAGAGGAAAGGUGUAUUGGAUGUAUUUGUUCAGGUGAACACAAGUCAUGAAGAUCAGAAGGGAGGGUUAUCCUUGGAUGAUGCUCCCGAUUUGGCGUGCUAUAUCACUGAUAACUGUCCGCACCUACGUUUC
Molecule: messenger RNA, 552 nt
Organism: Strongylus vulgaris
Lineage: Eukaryota; Metazoa; Nematoda; Chromadorea; Rhabditida; Strongylidae
Source: the annotation of a GenBank genome assembly